AUAAUAUAGUGAACGCAUGAUCCUGAAGGUCAAUGUGUCGCGAGGUUGUCCCGCGGCCACGCCGGCAAGCUUAUUGACUCUCCUUCCGCAAACCUAAAUUAAUUAAUCAAUACUUUAUAUAAUUCACCGAUCUCCAUUUUCCGAUUAUCCUCCAUUUCCCGGCGAGAUCAGAGUCAUAAUCUGAGUGAUGGAAACCAGGCUCUCCGCCGCUCUCGGCCUUCCCUCACCGGAUGCCGUUUGUUAUCCUUCUCUUUUCGAAUUCCCCACUCUUUUCUCCAACUUUGAUUCAUUUUUCGCUGGGAAUAAACCCCCUAAAGAUCGGAAUCACUUCCCUCUUCCGUUUUCUUCACUUUCCUUAUCCACAGAGGAGCAAGUUUUCACCCCCAAAUCCCCCAAUUGGGUCAAACCCGUCUCUAGAAGCAACCCAAAAAUCCAAUCCCUUAUGAAGAAUUUGUCCGUCUUCGAACGGGCAGUCGUCGGUGCCGCUGGUGGUGCCAUGGCCGGCGCCUUUACUUACGUGUGUCUUCUUCCACUUGACACCAUUAAAACCAGGCUACAGACAAAAGGGGCUUCAGAGAUUUACAAGAACACGUUCGACGCUGUCGUCAAGACCUUUCAAUCCAGAGGGAUUCUCGGGUUUUACAGCGGCAUUUCGGCAGUAAUCGUCGGUUCGGCAGCUUCAUCCGCCGUUUAUUUUGGAACUUGUGAGUUUGGUAAGUCGAUUUUGUCCAAAUUUGAUUACCCUUCUCUGCUUAUUCCUCCAACUGCUGGGGCUAUGGGAAAUAUCAUCUCCUCAGCUGUAAUGGUGCCGAAGGAAUUAAUUACUCAGAGAAUGCAAGUUGGGGCUAAAGGGAGAUCUUGGGAAGUUUUGAUUCAGAUUUUAGAGAAAGAUGGUAUAAUGGGUCUUUAUGCUGGUUAUUUUGCUACAUUGCUUAGGAACUUACCUGCUGGGGUUUUGAGUUACUCUUCGUUUGAGUAUCUGAAAGCUGCUGUUUUGAGCAAGACGAAGAGUGACAAACUUGAACCGAUUCAGAGUGUUUGUUGUGGAGCAUUGGCAGGUGCUAUAUCGGCUACUCUUACAACACCUCUUGAUGUUGUGAAGACAAGGUUGAUGACUCAGGUUCAUGGGGAGGCUGCAAACAAAGUUUCAGCUGUAAUGUACAGUGGGGUAUCGGCUACAAUUAAGCAAAUAUUGCAGGAAGAGGGGUGGAUUGGAUUAACCCGUGGGAUGGGUCCUAGAGUUCUUCACAGUGCUUGCUUUGCUGCAAUCGGCUACUUCGCUUUUGAGACUGCGAAACUUGCUAUUUUGGAUCAUUAUCUUAGACAGAAGGAGGCUUCAGAAUUGGCUUCUGCUUCAACUUGAUUGGCAUUGUAUCUCAGAUUCUUACAACAGCAGGAAUGAACAUUUGAAGCCCUUCAGGAUAGUUGAAGCUGCUAAGAAAGACCUCAAAUGGACUUCUUGAAGGCAGCUACGUGAGGUAGGCGAUAGGCAUUUUUACGAGGUUUACUACGCAAACGGCAAUAACUUUUCCCUCCUAUGUGUAUGUUGAAGUAAUUUUUCUUUUCAUUGUCGGCUUAGUUCUACUUACACAAUUGUUGGUCGAGAGUUUCAAGUUUGAAUCUUGGCAGAUAAUAUAUAGUUUUGUGUAAUUUACUAGGAAGUUGAAUUGAUACAGAGAACAGUUUGUAUCACAGCAGAAUGUGAUUGAUGUUGAAUAAUAUAGUAUAUUGUUCUCA
Molecule: messenger RNA, 1737 nt
Organism: Cucumis melo (muskmelon)
Lineage: Eukaryota; Viridiplantae; Streptophyta; Magnoliopsida; Cucurbitales; Cucurbitaceae
Product: protein MITOFERRINLIKE 1, chloroplastic
Exons: 2
Coding region: 188-1363 (391 amino acids)
Cellular component (GO): mitochondrial inner membrane
Molecular function (GO): S-adenosyl-L-methionine transmembrane transporter activity
Source: RefSeq, a predicted model, not a curated record